AUGUCCCAGCUCGAUUCCUUGCAGAACCGCGAGCUCGCCGAAGAAAUCGAAGCCAUCAAUGCCAUCUACGACCCAGACACCGUCACGGUGAACGGCAACACCGCGCCCAACCAUGCCCCCGCCAACAAUACCCUCGACUUGGGCAGCUCCGCCUCGUCCAAUGACAACACGCACACAACAAUAACACUCCAUAUUCCUGGUCAGGCGCACCUGUCCUUUCGGAUCGGGUUCAGCGCCCGCUAUCCGGAGACACGGCCUACGGUGCUGGGCACGGCUUCGACUGCUGCGCGCGGCGAAGGGAAGAUUGCGGUGGAUGUGCUGGAGGAGAUCGUGCAGCGGACCUGGCAGCCCGGGGCUGUCUGCUUGUUCGAUCUUAUUAGCGAAGCUGUCGAGGUAUUCCCCGAGCUGAAUAUCGGCGGGAGCAAGGACGACGGACAGGAUGCUGGGCCGGCCGAUGCAACAACAGCUACCAAGUCUUCCGGUCAUGUCCCGACAGCCGGUGAUUCCACAACCGCUUCCUCGAGUGAUUUCGCCGCGCUGUCUUUGCGGGACUCAUUCGGGCUCGACAAUCCCCCAGACUGGGUUCUGUCCGACGUGGUGACAGAAAAGAAGUCUGUGUUUCUGGCGCGUGCGGUGCGAGUCGCCAGCCUAGCAGAGGCGCAGGCCUUUCUGGAUCAUCUGACCGCCACAGAUAAGAAAGUUGCAGUGGCAACGCAUAAUAUCAGCGCGUGGCGGAUCCGACAGAAAAAGACCGCGGGUGCCAACGCCCCAGGAGCUGGUGCGGGCUCCGAUCCUGCCGAGACGGUCAUUCAGGACUACGACGAUGACGGGGAGAGCGCUGCCGGGGGCCGGCUGCUGCAUGUGAUGCAGCUGAUGGAUGUGUGGGAUGUACUGGUGGUGGUCUCGCGCUGGUACGGUGGGAUUCACCUCGGGCCUGCGCGGUUCCGGCUCAUCAAUGAUGUUGGUCGUGAUGCCUUGGUUAAGGGCGGCUUUGUUCGGGAGCAAUCUUCGGCCGCUGGUCCGGAAAAGGGCAAGAAGAAGGCCAAGAAAUGA
Penicillium alfredii is the source of this 1053-nucleotide messenger RNA. RefSeq names its product IMPACT family protein. Gene Ontology annotation, biological process: regulation of translational initiation. The record is from RefSeq and is a predicted model, not a curated record. Gene Ontology annotation, molecular function: protein binding. Lineage: Eukaryota; Fungi; Ascomycota; Eurotiomycetes; Eurotiales; Aspergillaceae. The coding region runs from base 1 to 1053 and encodes 350 amino acids. Gene Ontology annotation, cellular component: cytoplasm. The transcript has a single exon.